Messenger RNA from Eriocheir sinensis (Chinese mitten crab), 871 nucleotides. RefSeq lists its product as uncharacterized. The transcript is spliced from 4 exons. Bases 74 to 514 code for a protein of 146 amino acids. The record is from RefSeq and is a predicted model, not a curated record. Lineage: Eukaryota; Metazoa; Arthropoda; Malacostraca; Decapoda; Varunidae.
CUCCCAUAUUCUAUGGGAAGUAUAUAAGCGGACGCGCUCCCCUACAUGUACUCUCCUCCCCGGAUAUUCCAGAAUGAAGUGGCUUGUCCUAGGCGUCAUUCUCGGCCUGCUCUGUCUAGUCCAAGCGAGGGACGACGCAGACGGGAGGCUCGUUGGUGCCAUAUCUACAAAGACUGCAAUCCAAUUUACCACCUCCACCACCACCACACCCUUCACCUGCGUCUUCACUAUCAAUGAUGCAGUUUGUCAAAGGCGACGCUUUAAGCGUUUCAGUGACAUCAUUAACAUGAAGCAGAUAGAGGAAGAGCCUCAGGUAGACGGGUCAUUCCUUGAGGCGAGUGACGGGUAUGCCGCGCCUGGCCCGGAGCGAGACGGACGUAUCGCCCUGACCGUAUGGACCACUACCACCUCCACCUACACCUUCACCUCCACCUCCAUUAAUACUUCCGUCACAUUUUCACUUUCUUACUUUUGCACUGUUGCGGGCGGUCCCCUUCCUCCUAACUGUGGCUAAAAUUAUCAUCACCACUGUGGACGAACAUUCAGCCCAUAAUAAGCUCUUUGGGUCAUUAUUUUCUCCUCUGAUUUAUUAAAAGUAUCUCCCUCACCUCCCAUAAAGUUAUCACUAUUGUUGUAGCUUUACAUACCAUGGCUAUUUCUGAUAGCAUACAUUUUUCCUAUUUUGUAUUAGGUCCCAAUGCACAGCUUUCUUCGUGUACAAAAUUUCGUUAAGUUAUCACGUUGCCCUACAAUGUUCCGGGCCCUGAGGAGGAAAGGCCCAUCCUGGCGAAUUGGAGGCAUAUUUUUAUUGAAGUCUUUGUAACACAGGGGUCAAAUAUGUAUGUACAACAAUAAAUAUUUAAGAUUUUCC